AGAAACCUACCCCUACAAGAAACUGCUCACUAAGGGUGUGCAUGCAGGUGUUUCUGCACUGACAGAUCAUCCUUUACCAUGCUGUGUUUUCUGGCCCCUUUGGUCUAGCAGGAUGGCUUGGCUCACAUGGAUACUUUUCUUCAUGUUCCAUACAUCAGCAUCAGGGAACACAGCACCACAAUUCACAAUGAAUACUACCUUCUCUUUGCCCGAAGACACACCUAUAGGAGCCUGGCUUUUUAAGCUGGUGGCUGUGGAUGCUGACAAGGAUGAGUUGACAUAUGGUAUGACAGGCACAGAAGCCUACUACUUCUCUGUUAGCAGUGACACAGGCAAUGUGACACUGAAGCAGACAGUGGAUUAUGAGAAAACAAAGUUGAUUAGGGUUGAAGCUACUGUUGAUGACCACAACAAUAAUCAGGUUGUAAAAAAACUCACCAUCAUGGUAAAAGACCGGAAUGACAAUUUGCCAAUAUUUAUAAAUGAACCCUACAUGACAGAUGUUCUUGAGAAUACAGCCAUUGGCUCUUCAAUCUAUACAGUUUUGGCUAAAGAUGAAGAUACAGGAAGUGCUGGACAAGUGUCAUAUACAAUUGAAGAAGUCAUUCCAAACAAUGAGACAAAUUACCAUCUUUUCUACAUCAUGUUUAACGGCACUGUGGUGUUGAACAGUUCACUCAGUUACAAUAACAAGAGCACUUUUUACAGAAUCAAGAUCAGAGCCAGGGAUGGUGGAGGACUGUGGGAUGGUGUAACUGUCUAUCAGAGUAACACAGCCUACCUAUCUGUUACUGUUGUUGAUGUGGCUGAUCUGGAUCCGCAGUUCCUGGGAGAGCCGUACAUAGGCUCCGUACCAGAGAAUUGCCCCUUGGGAACCCCAGUGUUGACUGUGCUGGCAAUUGAUAGAGACAAGGAGGUGAAUGAUAUCAUCUAUUAUAACAUUGUUGGUGCCACUAGCAUGUUUACAAUCAACAAUAUCUCAGGUGUAAUUACUGUGAGUGGCAAUCUAGACCAUGAGGGCAUACCAGGUGAAGAGGUGCAACUCCAAGUUGUGGCUCGAGAAAAAGGUUUGAACAUUUACCAGCAGGUGGCACAGGUGAGCACUACUGUGAUUAUCCAGGUCACUGAUCUCAAUGACAACACCCCACAAUUCUAUUCGUGUGAAUAUCCUGCCUGCAACUUCUCAGACUCUCCAGUGAGUAACUUUUCUGGUCAGAUAGAGGAGCAUGCUUCCCCAAGGACACCUGUGACCAGCCUGAGCAUUGUGGCCUAUGAUCCUGACAAGGGUUCCAAUGGCACCUUUAAGUUGUCCUUGCAUGGUCCAGAUGCAUUUGCCUUCUCAGUGACACCCCAACAGAUUGUGAAUGUAGGCGCAGUACAAGUGCUAGUGAGCAAUUCAAGUGUUUUGGACUAUGAAAAGAUACCUGAUCAUUCUGUAACCAUAGAGAUUGUAGCAAAUGACACCAGGAAGACAAGCGAUUGCUGCUCCUUUGCCAGGAUUACCAUCCGUCUUCUUGACAUCAAUGACCACAGACCUGAGUUCAAUCAGAGCGAGUACAAGCUGUAUGUUCAGGAGGAGAGCCCUCCUGGCACCAUCGUCUCUUCUGACAUCAAAGCCACUGACCCAGACAGUGGAAUUUAUGGAGAACUCACCUACCAUCUGCUGCCUGACAGCAUACGGUCCACUUUUAUAGUGAAUGCAACAAGUGGUACAGUGCUGGUGGCAAAUGGCAGUAAGCUGGAUUGGGGAAUUAGACCUGUUUAUUAUGCCACGUUACAGGCAGUGGAUGGGGAUGGCUUGUCUGGUACUACACAACUGGUGAUCUCAGUUGAUGACAUAAACAACAACCCUCCCAUUGCAACAGGCUCUUACAAUGUUUUCAUCACUGAAGGUCAAGACAUAGUUGAUGUUCAGAUCCAGGCCACUGACAAUGAUGAUCCAGAGACCAACAAUAGCUGCUUGUGCUUUGAGAUUGUGCCUGGUAACUUCAGCAGCAAUUUCACAAUUGACAACACAGGGGUGUUGCGGAGCAGAGGGCCCCUGGACCGUGAGGCAAUCCCCAAGGAGCUUGAAGGCAAGGUGGUGGUAACAGUGCUUGUGCAUGACUUGGGUAUCCCGCAGUUGAACACUACAGUCAAUGUCAACAUCAAUGUGGAGGACAAAAAUGACAACGUACCCAGAUUCAACAGUUCACUUUAUGUGUUCUCUGUUCAAGAGGGCUUGCAAGGAAUCUCUGUGGGUAACGUGGAAGCCACAGAUGCUGACCAGACAGAAAUCAACUUCCGCAUCUCGUUCCAUAUUGAAAGCAGUGCAGGCUCAAACAACUUCCUGAUACACUCUGCUAAACUGAGGGAUGGCUGGUACCAGGGGAACUUGCGGUUAGAUCCAGACAUUGCUCUUGACUAUGACCGGCAGCAGAACCUCUUCAAUCUGACUGUGGAGGCUGAGAAUUCAGACUUUGGAGGGACCGUGGACAUUGCCACUGCCCUGGUGCAGGUUCAUGUGCUCGAUGUCAAUGAUGAGUCCCCAGCCAUUGUGCCAUCCCCACCAAAUGAUAUCAGAGUGUUGGAGAACCUCCCUCUACAUGAGUGGGUUGCCACACUGCAGGCCACAGACAUAGAUACUAACCAUUCACUGUUAUUCCAGGAGUUAGCUGUCACAUGUUUUCAUGGUUCAGUCAAUGUGGGCAAUGUAUGCAUUAACUGGUUCCUCUUAGAACCCAAUGGUUCUCUUGUUGUGAACUCUUUGGAGAUAGACUAUGAGGUCUGUGACCUAGCAGAACUGAAACUGCGUGUCAAGGAUGAGUUCACUGAUGUGGGAGACCCCUACAGUAGAAAUGAGACCUUAAGGAUCAUAAUCGGUGAUGUGAAUGACAACGCUCCAAUGUUUGCUUCUAUCAACAAGACUUUUGUGGUCAUUCCAGAGCUCUCUGUAGUGGACCUGCAAGUGGCUGUAGUUUCGGCUACAGAUGAUGAUUCAGGGGUGAACAGAAUGAUCACAUUUGCCAUCUCCAGUGUAGUUUUCAUCUCAGGCAGUGGAUCAAACCAAAUUCUUGAAAAUAUUUUCAAGGUGACAACAAUGGCAGAGAAUAAUAUCUACAUCGGGAGCAUUCAAGUUGCGAGCAACCUUGACAGUUCAUUGAAAGGUCAGUACCAGCUGACGGUAGAAGCCAAAGAUGAUGGGAUACCUCCACUGAGCUCUUCAGCAUCACUGGAUAUCUUCACUGUAGACAAGAGCUACCGAAUUGGGCUGCAAUUUGACAAGACAUUGCAGGAAGUACAAGCCAACUUAGACAAAAUCAAAGUGGCUCUAUCCAUGGCCACCAAGUCAACAAUCCAUGUGGCAACAAUGAAAUCUUUAGGGGACUCAUCAGCCUCCAAAUCUGACAGGGCUAAUGGGAAGAUGGUGAUGGAGGCCUACUUUGUCCUCAGCAAUGGCACAGCUCUGACAUAUGAAACUGUCAUCACGCUCAUCCAGACCAACACUGAGGCCCUGGGGCAGCUGCUCAGCCUAGGCCUGUCAAUUAUUGGCCCUGUGGAUGUGACAGAGCCCAGCAAGGAGAAGGAGCUGUUCAUUAUCAUCUCAAGCCUGGCUGGGGCAGUGUUGCUCAUCCUCCUCAUCAUGAUCGUAACUUUGGUCAACAUCAGAAAAAGUUAUGAGAGGAAGCUGAAGGCCCUGACAGCCCUUAAGGUGGCUUCAAAGUUCUCAGCGAGUGCAGCACAGCAGGGACCUGCUAUUCCUGGGACCAACAAAUACAACGCAGAAGGGGCUAACCCUGUACUUGGUUUCUCUUUGGACCCCUGUACACAACUGGACUUUGAGGACACUACCAGUUACGAUGCUGUCAGCCUGAACUCGCUAGAUGAGAAUGCAGUCGAUGCUGCCGUGAACAGUUCAGACACUCCUUUGAAGUUGGGUAGAGCAGAUCCUCGACUAAGAGAAAAUGGCUGGGCAGAGCCUUUGAAAGCUGCACUGGAACACCACACCCAUGAUUUAGAGGACAAACCACAGCUGCUCCUCCAUCAGAACAGUUUAUAUUUUGAUAACCCUGCCUUGGACACUACAGAUCUAUGACUUGACCCAUCAUUCAGCCCUAGCAGGGGAGAAAACAACCUGUGCAGCAACCAGCUUCUUCCACUGAACUUGUACCAACAGCUUCAAUGUACAAAAAUGAAGGCAUGAAGAACUCUUCUUUGCUCAUUGCUUACAAUUGCCUGCAUUAAUUUGAUCCUGGGCCUAUAUCUGACUCAACCUAGAAUGAAAGAUCAUAUUGGAACAUGAAGUUAAAGUUUGCAAAUGUUUCUCAACCUAAGCAGUGCCAGCAAUUUCUUUUGCAUGAUUUAAAAGGCAGCAUACAAAAGUUCCCUUCCCAGAGGUUUACUCCAUACAGGAGAUGGGACAGGCGACAAGAAUUCAGAACAAAGUUUCCAGUUGCUGGGCAUAGAACCUGCUCUGUAUAGCCUUGUUCCACUUCCUGCCACACUAAUAAGUACUGCCUUCAUGAAGCCACAGUGUGGCCAUGCUGGUUGGGGAGGCUAGAGCACGUUGGGUUCCCCCUGCACAUGUGAUUCAUAAAAGAAGGGGCUACUGCAUUGACUUGGAUUAAUGUGUUCUUUUCUAGGACAAUAACCCAAAUGUUUGUGCUGGACUUGGAUAAAAACCUAUUGUUCCUGAGAUAGGCCUAUAUUGUUGCCUUAGAGCUAAUGGCCACAUUGGCAGGGGAAUCGUAGUCCAUGAAUAUCUGGAGGGCCAGAGUUGGACACCCCUACCUUAGAGAAUAUCUCUCCCAGGUACUAGCCAAUGUGAACCUGUUGUGCUGGUUACCUACUGCUUCUUUGAUAUGCUUUGGACUGAGGGAGAAGUAUACAGUGGAAAGUACUGCAUCUGGAUCAAGGAUCUACUUGAGAUACUGUGCCUUUGCUGUUGCAAAGAAGAUGUAUCACUGCAAAUAACCUUGUGACACUAUGCUGGUUGGGAAAUUCCCUUUUGUGGGUGUCCAGUCCUGGAAGUCAAUGACAUUAAUGUCUACAAAUUAAUCAAAAUUAAUAAAUGAAGGCUGUCACCGUA
Molecule: messenger RNA, 5068 nt
Organism: Sphaerodactylus townsendi
Lineage: Eukaryota; Metazoa; Chordata; Lepidosauria; Squamata; Sphaerodactylidae
Gene: CDHR2
Product: cadherin related family member 2
Exons: 31
Coding region: 113-4075 (1320 amino acids)
Biological process (GO): homophilic cell-cell adhesion
Cellular component (GO): plasma membrane; catenin complex
Molecular function (GO): calcium ion binding; cadherin binding
Source: RefSeq, a predicted model, not a curated record